Pseudovirgaria hyperparasitica is the source of this 1430-nucleotide messenger RNA. RefSeq lists its product as uncharacterized. The record is from RefSeq and is a predicted model, not a curated record. Bases 62 to 1159 code for a protein of 365 amino acids. The transcript is spliced from 3 exons. Lineage: Eukaryota; Fungi; Ascomycota; Dothideomycetes; Acrospermales; Acrospermaceae.
CCGCAGUACCUCCACCUCGAUAUCAUGCUCCACCUGCCUGUACCACUUCUGCGACCAUGUCAUGGAUCAGACCUCUAGCUCUGAACGCUCUAAUGCGCGACUGUCACAUCGAUCCCAUACUUCGCUCCCAAAGAUAACAACUUCCUCUGACAAGAACGCGUCAUCCACAAGCAAACGACACAAUCCUCUACACCGCGACAAGCAAAGCGGGCACAGUCACCACCAUCAUCACCACCACCACCACCACCGCCACCGACAGGCCAAAGAACUUAUACACUCUACGGCUCAAUCGCACUCAUCUGUCGGCGAUUCCGCCAAGCAGAAUCAUGUUGUGAAUGCAUAUUCACCUGCCUUAAGUACCGAUCGCGAAAAUGAUUCGCGUGCUGCAACAUCCAAUGCAGAGGUUGACGAACGGAUAGAGCGACAACAGCUGAUUAGGCCCAUUCAUGUUAGCCAGGAGCGUAAGCGCGCAGCAGUCCGGGAAGAAGAAAUCCGCGUUACACUGCACACUCUCUCCGAGAAGUCCUUAGAAAUAACGAGGCGCCUGGAUGACACCUACUAUUCGAUACUCGAACGAUUAACUACAUUGGGUUCAACAAUUAGUGGACUACAGGAGUUGUCAUCACUCACACAAGAGCUUAAGAGCAAUUUCCAGAAGGAUACACAGGCAUUCAAGACUGAGAUUCAAGGGCAAAUUGAUUCCUUCGAAGACUUUGGUGGGCUCCAAGAGCGUGUUGAAGGCAUUGUAUCUCGGAUACAAUCUGUUAAAGAUAGGUGUAGCUCGCUGAGUGAUCGCCUUGAACAGGCCAGCAAGAGAGUCGAGGCGAGAGAGAUGUUGGAAAUCAGAAGACAAGAGAACGCCGAUAAACGUGCGCGGGUCAUCAAAUGGGUUGCUGCGUCCACCACCCCUUUCAUAGUCCUACUGGCGAUGCUCUACUUCUUGUUCUUUAUAGAACCGUCAAACCCCCAGUCGAGCCUCCACACCCCCUCUGCGAACUUGUCAUUCAACGUUGAGGAACUGGCUAUACCCGUUGAUGCUAAACAAAUUCUCAACAGCGCACGAGAGUCUCUGUAUGCUAGGAAUGCUAGUACCUCGGUUCAUAGCCAUACGGCUGCAGCUAGCAAAGACGCUCGGUUAGGAGUACUGGACGAGCUCUGAGCUGGCUCUAGCCACAAGUAGCAGUUCUGAAAAUAUAUGUACAAGCGUAAAUUGAUCGAAUAAGGACAUUUACUGUCUCUUGAACGUGCCUACCUUGCCGCUGAAGUCCCAGUUGUUGAGGUAGCCCGCACCAUGGCACAGAUAGUUGGCAAAUCCGAGCCAGGCAAGAUAUGGCGCCAGCAACCAUCCGCUGGUGGCAUCAACCUGGCCCCAGAUGUAAGCCAAGUAUCCUGUCACACUGGUCAAAGCUACGAUGUCAACCGAUGCCGCG